CGUCGCGUUUCCUCCCAGAACGCGGUUGUUUUGCAGAAAAUGGCGUCACGGUUUUGUUGUUCAGUCGGUGGAUGGUGAAGAGACGGCUCGGUUUCGAUUCCGUGCACCACUAGGCAGGCUUUAGAUGGCUUAUAGGAUGCAGAUGACUGUUGUUAAAUAAAUUGUUUGUGUUUUGUGGUCAUUUUCAUCAUGCGUGAGGCAGGAGAGAGCGCGCAAUGGCGCAAGGCUCUCCAGCGCCGCGCGCAACGACGAGCGAAGCGCAGCGCAGCAGUUCGUAACUCACGCAGAGACACAUUUGAGGUGGUUUAGAGAUGGAGGAAAACCCAGCCAAUGAGAAGUCUUGUCAGACAGAUGAGAUCACAGGUGAGGCUGCUGUGCCCGGGCCUGACCAUGCGAGCAAGACGCUAGUCUAUUCCACGGAACCUGGAGAUCCUCCUCUGCUACAAACACCGCUGCUAACCUCCAAAUCUGGCAUCCAGCAGAUCAUUGAAUGUUUCCGCACAGGUACUGCACAGCUGAAACACAUUCUCCUCAAAGAGGUGGACACGAUCUUUGAAUGUAAACUCUGCCGCAGUCUCUUCCGUGGCCUUCCCAAUUUGAUCAAACACAAGGAAAUUUAUUGUUUCACACGAAUGCCUGAACCUGAUGGCCUUUCUGGAGAUGGCAAGAAGAGCAUAAAAGAACUUCUUGAAGCUAUCUAUCCCAGAUCUGAUAAAGAGGAAUAUAUACUGAACCUGGAGCCCAUUGCUGGCAACCAGAACGCCGUGUACCAGUACCUGUCCAAAGAAGAUGACCUGCCACCUUCAUCUCAGAGCGCAAACCACACGACCACAGACAGCUGGAGACACUACCACUCCAACAGCCAGGAACCGUACACGGAGGAGGUCCAGUUGGAAGAAGAGGAGAACAAUUUUAUUGAUGAGGAAGAUGAGAGUGAGAACAUAGAAAAGGGAGAGGAAGAUGCAGAAAAGGGGCAUCAGGAUAGUGAAGAACCUGAGGAGCCAACAGAAGAAGCUUGUGACAAAGACCUGGCCCCCUGCAAAUGCCUCAUUUGCAACAGGACGUACAGGGUUCGAGGCCACCUUAGAAGACACCUAUGGACUGUACACAAGAUUGUAUCUUCUGGCUCCACAACCAACUCCAGUGAUUCCAUGUCCAGCUCCAAGAAAAUGCCCAACAGUAAAGUUCCAGACAAUCCCAACACUAGUCUCAGCUCUUCCUCUGACUUCCAGAGCCAGAAGAGCCCCAAGGAGGACAAGGUCUCAUCCAAGGCUCAAUUCUCCAUAGGCUUUGACUUUAAGGCACACUUCUGCAAGCUCUGCAGGCGGACCUUUAGCUCCGUGCAGAACCUAGAGAAACACAUUGAGUUGCACACGGAUAAUGGCACGGACUUCUUUGUCAAGUUUUACUGCUGUCCGCUCUGCCGCUACAAGACACGCCGCAAGAGGGACGUGUUACGCCAUCUCUCAGAGUUCCACAAGAAGAAGUCCUCCUACCUGAGCAGGAUCUCCCAGUCGCUGGAGAGCUACGCCGUCAAGAAGCCAGCGGAGGUCGUGUUGAACAAAGAAGAGGAGAAAGUUCAAGGUCGACAAGAAGAAGUGAAUGUCCACCACAACCACACUUCACCAUAUCUGACACGCAGGAACUUGCCUCCAAAAGCUCCUGGCAAAGUGGGCAAAAAGACCUUGAAGACCAACAAAAAGAAGCGCCACAACGAGGAAGUGACCCAUAACAAAAAAUUAAAGCCUAGUAGCCCAAAAGGGGGGGCUACCAAGAAAUCUCUGCACGUGUGCAACAUCUGUGGGCAGAGCUUUAAAAAGACAAGAUAUCUAGGGUUGCACAAGAGAAGCCACCUGAAAUCCGCAACCAGGAGCGCAGGUAUCAGAACAAGAUCCAAGGUCAUGCUUUGAUAUCUUCUGACAGAAAACUGGAUUUGCAGCAACUGUGGAAAGACAUACUGGACAGUGAGAGUCACAAAGAAAAUCAGAACCACUAAAAAAGUAAAAGAAACAGUGCUGUACUACAAAAAGUUAACAAAAAACUUUAAACCAUAAGUGGGAUAUGAGAAAACCUCAGAAAGAGCUUUUCCAUCAUCCAUACAGGAGAAUGUAUGUCAAUGUAACGGUACAGUGUUUUCAGCUGCACUCUAUUAACUCUAUCAACCAGAUGAGAGGAAAUACAUAUGCUUUCCAUUCACCCGCUGCCAUCAAUAAGAUUUGACAUUUCCAUCCAAAACCAAGUAGACGAUUGUUCCAGGAUCCCGUUGUAGCAGGUUUAGCCUCAGGUGGAGCUCAAGGCACACAGGCUCUUGGUGAGAGGGCAUUGAACUCCUGCAGACAGCAGCUGAACGUCUGCUAUUGACACCCGUCGGGCUCAUUGGUAUUCAGUGCAGUCGUAUGGAGUAAGAUCUGGAUGUUUUUCUUUUCUUUUACUGAGGAAACGGUGGACACCGAAGACCACUGGAACUUAAUGAACUCGGAUUCUACUUCAGUUAUUUUAAGGGAAAGGUAUCUUUUAUGUUUAUGUCACAUGCUCUGGGGAAGACAACCAGUUGUCCUUAUAUAAACUGCAGGCCAAUGCUAAAUGCUUUCUAUGAGAUCUUUUUAGUCGCCUUUCCACUGCAGUUCUUUGAUGAAUUUGUCUCCUAUCAGUUUUAGAUCCUUCUUUCAUUAUAUUUCUCUCCUCAUUUGUCUGUUAACAUUUUACAGAAAGGUUAACAGGUCUUCACAAACAUUCACUGUGCAAAACUGUAGAUCCAAGUUUCUUUUUUAGCCUUCCGGAGGCUUGACGGAUAAAAGUUGGUAGACGUUUUAUUUCUCAUUGUUAAAAUGAAUGUAUUGACCAACAAUAAACAGAGAAAUCG
Messenger RNA from Onychostoma macrolepis, 2863 nucleotides. It is a transcript of the gene znf800b, whose product is annotated as zinc finger protein 800b. Lineage: Eukaryota; Metazoa; Chordata; Actinopteri; Cypriniformes; Cyprinidae. The record is from RefSeq and is a predicted model, not a curated record. The transcript is spliced from 6 exons. Bases 312 to 1910 code for a protein of 532 amino acids.